Messenger RNA from Ceratosolen solmsi marchali, 4425 nucleotides. RefSeq names its product RING finger and CCCH-type zinc finger domain-containing protein roquin (gene roq). Gene Ontology annotation, cellular component: cytoplasmic stress granule. Gene Ontology annotation, molecular function: RNA stem-loop binding; mRNA binding; metal ion binding. The record is from RefSeq and is a predicted model, not a curated record. The transcript is spliced from 15 exons. Bases 785 to 3547 code for a protein of 920 amino acids. Gene Ontology annotation, biological process: nuclear-transcribed mRNA catabolic process, deadenylation-dependent decay; ubiquitin-dependent protein catabolic process; protein polyubiquitination. NCBI's taxonomy places the organism in Eukaryota, Metazoa, Arthropoda, Insecta, Hymenoptera, Agaonidae.
GGAUAGUCGUACGAAACAUUUAAGAACAACUCCAUUCGCUUUGCCAACGAUUCAAAUCGUUCAAGCACCAAGAGCAAUGACUUAUCCCAUUGGUUGGUAUUUAUCUUUCAGAUGAUUUUCUCGGCUUACUGGCGCCAUCUCACCUGCCAAGGCAUCUAAAAUGCCCGGCAGAUUGUUCUGGCACCGCAUUGAGAUGACGAGCAAAAAAUGAGAUAAAUUGCGUUAUCUUAGUCACACGUACGCACACAGUUACGUUGGGUAGAUUUUAUACUACGUUCACGUUUUCGAUGGCGCAGAAUUACGUGCGAACUACGAAGUGAUUUAUUAAUUAAUGUGAUGUUUUCUGUGGGCAAUAACGAGGUAAGAGUUUAUAAUUCCGCCUUCGGUUUCCCUUUCUGCUGAAAAGAAAGGGAAAAAAGGGAAAAGAAAAAGAGGAGACUCGCGACGACAUGCGACUUGAACGUCGACAUUCUCAACGUCGCGGUGUACUUGGUGCAGAAUUAUUAUACGUACGAAAAAAUGUGGUGUAGUAUCCAUAUAUACACGAGAGUUCGAUUAAAUGACGAAUCGAGCAUUGGGAAAGUUAUACAUACCACAAGUCGGGGAUAUCAUGUGUUAUGAACAAUGUGAUAAUUUUUUAAGACUCGUGCCUAAGAAAAUAUUUGGAUUUUGGAAGCUUUGUCGAAUGGAUCUUUGAUGCACGACGUGUGUAUUUUUGUAUGGGGAUCUGGAUUUGGGGAGUGUCUAAAGGAUUUUGGAAAAAUGACUAUUUAUUGACAAGACGAUGGCAAUGCCAAUACAGGCACCACAGUGGACUGAAUUUCUUUCUUGUCCUGUAUGCUAUCAUGAUUUCGAUGUGGCUGUACGUGGGCCUAUAUCAUUAGGAUGUGGACAUACGAUAUGCCGAACUUGUUUAGCAAAUCUCCAUCGAAAACAAUGCCCUUUUGAUCAGAGUAUCAUUAAUACGGAGAUUGAAAAGUUACCAGUAAACGAGGCAUUAUUACAAUUGGUCGGCAACUCUGUACCAAGUAACAAUGCAGCUACAUUUCAAUCACUUUUAUCCCCUGAAGAUUUUACCCAUUAUCUUGUGGCCAAGCAUUGCAUCGAGGAACUUGCAUUGUACCUCAAACCAUGUCAAGCCACGCCAAAUAACAUUACUGGCAUUGGUAUAGUAUCUAGACCAAUGCAAAGGAAGCUUGUAACUCUGGUUGGAUGCCAACUUGUAGAACAGGAAGGGAGAGCAAGAGCGAUAAGAGCGGCGCGAAGUUUAGGAGAAAGAUCUGUUACAGAAUUGAUUUUACAACAUCAAAAUCCUCAACAGUUGAGUGCUAAUCUUUGGGCUGCUGUUCGAGCAAGAGGAUGUCAAUUUCUUGGGCCUGGUAUGCAAGAGGAAGUGCUGAAACUUGUUCUUUUGGCCCUAGAAGAUGGUUCGGCUUUAUCUCGAAAAGUGUUAGUUAUGUUUGUUGUGCAGCGUUUGGAACCUCAUUUUCCACAAGCUUCGAAAACAAGUAUAGGACAUGUCGUACAACUUCUUUAUAGAGCCAGUUGUUUUAAGGUAUCAAAGCGCGAAGGCGAUUCGUCGCUCAUGCAGCUGAAAGAAGAGUUUCGGACGUACGAGGCCCUACGCCGCGAACACGAUGCUCAAAUCGUGCAGAUUGCGACGGAGGCUGGACUGCGCAUUGCCCCGGAUCAAUGGUCGGCACUUCUUUACGGCGACACAGGCCGUAAGUCUCACAUGCAAAGCAUCAUCGACAAGCUGCAGACGCCCCAAUCAUUCGCCCAGAGCGUACAAGAGCUCGUAAUCGCCCUACAACGUACCCCUGAUCCUGGCCAGCUGAGUAUUCUUAGACCGCAGCUGGAAUUGUUGGCUGCUAUAGAUCCCAGUCCAGAAUCAGAGCCACCCUCGUGGGCCGAGUGCCGAGCAGCAUUGGAGGCCAUCGAGAUCGUCCUGAGCGCCCUGGUUGAGUUCAUCCAGCAACAUGGGAGUCGGAAGUCUCAGGAAGGCGCUCACAAUAGUGGCCAAUCCAAGUACAAGGUCAGCAUGUGCCGCGAUCUGGCGCUACGCGGAUCGUGUCCACGUGCAACCAGCUGCACUUUUGCUCACAGUGACGUCGAGCUCGACAAGUAUCGCUCGAAGAGCCGGAAACUGGCUGCAAGGCCUCAGAGUCUGCCCAUAAAUGGUGGCACCGACCCAAAACCCGAUAAAGCCCUCAUCGUCUCGGCCAACCCCGUUGCCGUCAAGGGCUUUAAGCAAUCAAAGGACGCGGCCAACAACUUCAAUAAGAAUCACGAUAGCGCGCACAGGGAAAAUUUCAACCCGCUGAACAAGGGUAACGCGGUGCAGCAACCGGGCGCCAACAGUGACAGCAAUUUCAUCGGCUCGCUGGCGAGUUAUAUGCUGCCGGGGGCGCAAAACGUCUCGCGAUUAAUACCCCAGAAGGAUAUCCAGUGCGGUCAUUACAUAGUGCCAGCAGGCGCCGGACCUCUCGAUUACGCUGCGGCGAAUCUCCACCUCUGGGAUCCCUCGCAGGUCGGGCCCGCGAUUCAAGGCGCCCUACCCAACAACAACAACAACAACAACAAGAAGCAGAGAACCGCGGCUAAGACUCUGGCCGUUCUGUUGCAGCGAAGGAUGGAAAUUAUCAAUCAGCUGGAGAACAUUGUCGGCAAGCAGACGCCCACGCAGAUGAAGGCCAACUACUAUGAUAUUCAAAGUGACUCGUUGUAUCCUAACUUUUCUAUUUGGACAAACGCACCUACAAAUCAAACAAAUUCAACUGGAAAUAUUAAUUUUACCAAUAAUUUUAUUUGCAACGACUCCAUACUGUACGAUGAUGAAUUUAUACCUUUCGAUGCUUCAUCAGCUAAUAAGUAUGGUCCUAUAUCUAGAUUAUCAAAAACUAUUUUGAGACCAACAAACGGAGUUCAGCAAAAUGGUUUAUAUAACGAUGGUGUUGCAACAUCGAUUUCAUCUCUUCGACCUGUACCAGCAUCUAGUCCUAUAGCUUCACGAUUUUAUAAUCAACCUUUCACUGCUAUAAGUACAAAUGGAGGAAUGCAACAAAUUGCUAAUUCCAGUCUUAGCGAUGCCUAUAUUACUCUUAAUCGGAACUUAUCGGAGUCUGCUUCUCAAAUGCAAAUUCCUCGUCAAGAUUGUAUGUCAAAAGAUUUGAUAAUUGAGUCGCAAAAGGUAAAGCAACAAUUGAAAAACUUGGAGAAAAAGAUCAAUGAUUUAAAGCUCGCUACUCAAGGCACAACUUACAGCGAAGGUGAGCGACUAGCUCAAGAGCUACAGAUGAUUGAGGCCGGGAUUAGAGAGAAGGAAAAGGAUGUGUGCAAUUGGAGUCCAUACAGUAACAUGGCUUGGAUUCAACCCCCAGUCAAUGUAAUGACCAAUCAAAAUUCAAUUAGGGACUUUAAGCCUGAAGAGGAUGAUACGUAUGAAGCUGAUAUUGCAAACGACAUGCGAGAGUUUGAGUUAAGAUGGGAGUCAGAACUGCAGGAACACGAGAAGAUCUGGUCCAGUGAGGAGGAUGUCAAGAAAUGAUAAAAGCAUCGACGAUGCUUGCUCUUGCAAACCCAUUAGAUAUCAAACUUAAAUAGUGCACUAUUGUACUUGGUGUUGCUAUUUUUUAUUUCGGCAAAAAUUUAUUUAAUAAGGAUGAAAUUAGGAGUAUACAUGCGUUUUAGGUCGAAUGCUUAUCUAUUUCGUUUGUACAUAGUUUUGAAAAUCUCUCAGAAUUUGUAUCAUUGCGAUGAUAUGUACACAUACUUGUUAUCAUUUUCUUCUCGAAAAUCUUACUCUUGUUCCAUCAGAGUACGAAUUUAUUGUAACAUAACCUCAAUGAGGUUAAAUACUAUUAUUAAUACAGGGAUUCGUACUUUCGGAUGUGACGUCAAAACGAAAUUAGCAAAAAAUGAAUGAAGGUUAAACGAAGCCAUUGUAAUAAUUUGAAAUGUUAAUAAUUAUUUCAGUUUGGUAUUCUGCGAUAUUGACUGAAAAUGAAAUAAGUCACACGGCGUGGGAGUAUCUUUCUGUAGUCAUUGAAAAAUAGUAUAUAUAAACCUAGAAAUGAGGAAAACGUUGUUUUACAAAAACAAAAUGUGUACGUGGCUGAUGUGAAAUAGGGGAGAUUUGUUAAAAUUUAACAGAAAUUAAUCGUCAAUGUUUUAUAAACAUGACAGAGUGUAGUAUAUUUAUUUAUAUAUGUGUGCAGGUUGGGCGAAACUCAAUGAUAUCGCUGCGAUAUGUACUGGGGAACUAUAAAAACACACGUUAAUUGACCUGGAUUUAAAAGGUUAAGUGAAAAUAUAGAUACGUUUUAAGUAGAACAAAAAACAUAUAAAUGUUGAGAAUAUUAGCGAUCAACGAAUCAUAGUAUGAUGAAUAUCUUGAAAUUUCAGAAGAAUAACUUGCGUUGGUGU